UGUGUGUUGGGAUCCCCAUUGCGUGGGUGGCUUUUGGUCUUCUCCCAUCCAGCAGAACUUACAGCCUUCUUCCCCAGUUUGACGCUGAAGCCACCAGUGAAGACAACUAGCUAGAAUGACAAUACUGCAAGCAGAAGAGGACCAGAGGGAGCUGGCAAUAUUUUAACCAUUUGUUUUUUAACUACUUUAAUCUGUAGUUGGGGGAUUAAGCUCUACAGGCAUCGCCAGUGGCAUGGAGCGUUACAGCCCCGUGGAUCACGAGUGGCAGGUCCUGGGCUCGGUCCCAAGACACCGGAGUGGCAUGGCUGUAGCGUCCCUGAACGGAUCCAUCUACGCAGCGGGUGGCCAUGACGGGCUUGUUUGCCUCAAUAGUGUGGAGAGGUAUGUGCCUGAAAUCCAUGAGUGGAAGAGAGAUGUCGCACCUCUUAGUGAACCCAAGCAAGAUGUAGCUAUGGUUGAACUUGGUGGCUAUUUAUAUUGUGCUGGUGGCUUUGAUGGGCUGGUGUGUCUCAACAUUGUGGAAAGAUAUGACCCUGUGUUGGACAGAUGGCAGAAGAUGGCACCUAUGAACCGUCGUCGAAAAGGCCUAGGCUUGGCAGUGCUGGAUGGGUUCUUAUACGCCGUUGGGGGCUCUGAUGGCUAUUCUCCCUUAUGCUCAGUCGAGCGCUACAAUCCCACAGAAGACCAGUGGACUCCCUGCCCUCCACUCCGGAGCGGUCGUGAAAACCUGGGUUGCGUCGCAUACCAAGGCAAGAUCUAUGCUGUGGGCGGGCAGGAUGACUUGACCGAACUGCGCACUGCUGAGCGCUUCGAUCCACUCACCAAUAGAUGGACUCCUAUUAUGCCCAUGAAGUCAAAAAGAAGUAAGGUAAAUGUUGCGGCUAUCAGUGGAUACCUCCUAGCCAUUGGUGGAUAUGACGGCAUCGUUCACGUUUCAACGGUGGAAGCCUUUGAUCUGGAUAUCAACGCGUGGAGACGUUUCGGCAACAUGAAAAGCCGUCACCCAGGUGGAGGUGUCGCCGUGAUCCAGAUGGCCCCAGAAGACACGGAAUUCUUUGAAUCCCAUUGGAGUAGAUAACCAGAUGAUGAAAAAGAAUGAAUUCUAGGUUCAGGUUAGGUAGGGUGAGUUAUUUAGCUAGAACUGAGUAGUGCCAGCAACAAAGGGAUGGACAUCCAUAUUGGAAACAAGAUUGAAGAUGCAACCUAUCUUUUGCCCCACCAUUUCUUUUCAGGGUUGGGAUAUCCUUGGAUCAUACAUAAUAUUUUUGGCCAUCCACACAGCCCUCUCCAGUGGCACCACUGAAACUCAGAAAUGUCCUGCUGAAUAGCAGUGGAAUGAUUUUACACGGUUUGGAAUUAAGAAGCAAAAUAAGUGUGUUGAGUCUCUGAUAUGCUUCACACACCUCCAUCAUAUUUCAGUUCAGAUACACGUACCCACACCUCCGUGCCUAAUGAUUAUAAAAGGGCCAGAAAUUCUAUUCCUGCUCCUAUGUUUGUUUGUUUUUAACCACAUCACCUGUGAUCCUUGUUUGUUGACUAAAAGUGCUUCUGGGCCCUCAAAGGAUUGUCUGCCUUUGCAAUUAGAUAAGGAAAUUGUCCUCCUCUGUCCUGAAUUCUUGUUGGGUAGUCAUAUUUUAAGGAUUGAUAAUCUCCAGGUUGGCCAGUUCAUGACCCUGGGCCUCAGUUUAAUAACCUUGGAUGCUCCAUGUCUAAAAUGACUGAAUUCUUCCAAGCGUCCAGAUGGAUCUACACCAUCACCGAGAGGAAAAUGUUCAUCUGUUUGCACCUAUAGAAAGAGUUCACUGUUUCUGAAAAAAAUCUAGUUUCAUGCAUGCUCUCUUUCAGCAGAAGACGUAGUAUAGGAAAGAGUGAAAUCAGCUACAGCGGGCCCACUGGCUUGCUGCAUUAUCUUUAGUGACAAAAAUUAAAAUAUGGGAUUGGAAGUGUCUGCAGUGGAAUUCUAUUCUGUCAAUCCAGGGCUUCUCUCCACAGGGCAAAGUUAGUAUUAUUAUUAUUUUUCGUUUAAGAACAUGUUUGGUAUUCACUAAUGCCCUAUUUGGCAGAAUGACUUGAAAUCAAAUAAAAAGAAACAAUGGAAAUCAGGCAGGAGUUGGCUGCAAAUUGCCUCUUCGUGGGAGAUCUUUUUCUUUUAAAAAAGGAGACAAGACUGGAAUAUUGGAUGAGAAAGUACAUAUAAAAAAAAGUCCCCCUCCUCUGCAGUUUGAGGUGGUAGAGUCUAUUUUAUCACCUGAUCCUGUUAUAAUUUAGAUUAACUCCAAAUAAUUCCCCAAUGAGAGGAAGAAUUUGGGUGAAUAUUUUCACCUGACCCGUCUUCCUCUUUUUUUCUUUGCUUUUGGUCAAGUAGGAGAAGCUCCAUCGUAGUUUGAGCUGUGAUUAAGGUAGGCUCUGCCAAGAUGGUUUGUGUUCAUCCAGUGUCUUGGUAGCAAAUGUGAAUCAGAAAGUAAUAUUUGAAUUUGCUCCUUAUGGGAAUAUGAUUUUUGCAUACCUAGGCUAAUGCUAAGUAGGAAUGCCAGUGUGGAUAAUAUCUUCAUGAUCUUUGUCAAAGGAUUUGAUUCUUCAAGAAAUGUUACCCAAGGGAAUGUGUCUUCACAAAUGUGAUUUG
Messenger RNA from Python bivittatus (Burmese python), 2623 nucleotides. RefSeq lists its product as uncharacterized. The record is from RefSeq and is a predicted model, not a curated record. Lineage: Eukaryota; Metazoa; Chordata; Lepidosauria; Squamata; Pythonidae. Gene Ontology annotation, molecular function: protein binding.